Molecule: messenger RNA, 2654 nt
Organism: Siniperca chuatsi (mandarin fish)
Lineage: Eukaryota; Metazoa; Chordata; Actinopteri; Centrarchiformes; Sinipercidae
Exons: 2
Coding region: 648-2171 (507 amino acids)
Source: RefSeq, a predicted model, not a curated record
UGUAACUGAAUGCAUCUAUGCUUACUCUCCUCGAGUAAAACUUAAGUUAAUGCCUUUGUCUUUCUUUCCUUGUAUAUGAUUUAAAUGUUCUAGGUGUCUUGAACCUGACAUUAACUUGGUCCUUCGAGCCAGAUUCCAACAUAUCCAGAGUUUCCAGUGGACACGGAGGAUUCCAGGGAAGACUGUGCACAGCGGCCCCCUAGGUGGGCUCCUAAGAUCCUUUUGAGAGGAACUGGAUUUCCUCCUCGUCAGCUGGAAACCGAGGAUUGACGGAAUCUGGAGGAGUUAGACGAAAGGCUGAGGACGGCGGAGUCCUGUCGCUGACUUAAAUUCCGAGAUCCAGUUAGUGGAACCAGGAGAUUGGGUGCUGAUACGAAGCAUUAAGAGAAAACAUUGGCACUCUCCCAAGUGGGAAGGGCCUUAUCAGGUAUUGUUAAACACUCCCACAGCCAUAAAAAUAGCUGAAAGAUCCACGUGGGUACAUCUUACUCAUUGCAAAAAGGUCAUCUCCUCCAACAGUUCCACAGAGAAAAGUGACUCACAGUCUGAUAAUAGGGUGGACUCAGGUGUGUAGAACCUGAGUAGACUCGAAAGUCAGUGAAGAAUUUCCAAGACACCAGACUCAUUAGAGGACACUCUCGGGGAAGAUGGCGUCUAGAUGGAUAAAUGAUGCUAUUAGGUGCUGGGGAGUGACCAUCGUAUUUAUAUUAAUUUUCCUUUUCACCUGGUACUUGUGGGGAAAUCCUAGUGAACCUACCAGCAACGUCACUCGCACCAAGAGAAACACUAAACCGGAUAACAAAACUCACACUUGGGUAAACUGGUUGAAAACCAAAAAAGGGGUGGGAAGAGAUAACAACUGGUUUUUGAUUGUAGAGCAGGCAGCUAACGCAACCAGCAGUGAUUGUGUUGUCUGCAUGGGUCCCAGACCAAUAGCAAGAGUUGUGCCGGCAGCAAUCCCUGCCCAGUGUCUAAAUACCGCCAUGAGCGACAAAGAAGUGGAUGUUACCGAAAUGUUAAAUUGCACCAAGCUUAUGUAUCAAAAAGAUGAGACCGCAAAUUGGACGAGAGACUUCCCGAAAAUAGGAACACAAUCGGGUAAACCUAGUGGGACUCCCUGGUAUGAUCCUCACAUAGCAAAAGGCAAUUUCUCAUGCAUAAAUUUGAUUGGGUCAGGUAAAAGACAGGGAAACUUGACUGAGGACUGGUGCCAAGGCAUCCAAGAGUUCCCCACUACUAACUUCUCAUCAAUUAGCAGAGCUGACAUCUGGUGGUGGUGCGGAAAAGGAAAAGUCCUGAAGACCCUGCCAAUAAAUUGCACGGGCUUGUGUGCUUUGGUAUCCUUUAUAAUGCCAGUCACAGUGUUUAAGGUGUCUUCUGCAGAAUUGGUAGAAAAAGGAAAUCAGCAGUUGCCAGUACAGCUGAGAAGAACAAAGCGUACAACAUGGCAACAGACCGAUCCGACUUACAUAGACGCUAUAGGAGUCCCUCGUGGCGUACCAGAUGAGUACAAGAUAGCAGAUCAGGUGGCUGCAGGGUUUGAGUCCCUGUUCUGUUGGUGGUGCACGAUUAACAAAAAUGUAGACCGAAUCAAUUACAUCCAUUAUAACGUACAGAAAUUGGGCAAUUGGACACAGAGUGGGUUUGAGGCUGUUCAUGGACAGCUUUCCUCAACGUCACUGAUGGCAUUCCAGAACCGCAUAGCUCUUGACAUGUUGCUUGCAGAGAAAGGAGGUGUGUGUGCUAUCUUUGGGGAGCAAUGUUGCACCUUCAUUCCUAACAACACUGCAGCAGAUGGCAGUCUCACCAAGGCCAUAGAAGGGUUGAAAACUCUGAAUGGUAAGAUGAAAGAUCACUCUGGUGUAGACACCACUAUGUGGGACUCUUGGUUAAAUGCUUUUGGGAAAUACCGAACCUUGGUGUCCUCAAUUCUAAUAUCUCUAGCAGUCUUUGCUGCAAUAUUAACCUUAUGUGGAUGUUGUUGUAUUCCGUGCCUGCGUUCUUUGUCAACCCGUCUCAUCACCACAGCAAUUUCACCUAUGGAGGACCGUUUAACCCAGAUGUAUCCACUCCUGCAACAAAACCGAGAUAAUGAUGACAACACAGAUGAAGAAUCAGACCAUUGGCCUAAUUUGUUCCUUGAUCCAGGUGACUAUGAGUCACCCCUGUAACUAACCUAACACACUCUGAGUGUAAACAUUUUGACAGACUCAUAAAAAUGAUCUUGCAGUCGAAAAUCUAGCGAAGAGACUGAUUGAGUGAUAUGAGAAUUUGAGAACAAAAUGUGAUAAACAGGAGGGAAAUGUUAGAAUAAAAUGUACAUAAGUUAUCCCAUUUAUGUUUUGUUCUUAGUGACCUUUAAAGUUCACAGCAAUGCUGUGUAUGUAUGUGUGUUAUUAAACUUGUGUCUGUGAGAAUAACAGGAAUGCAACCUGCUAUCCCAUGACCGGCAGGGCAGGCUGACACCGUACCAGAUGAUCUCGAGAGUAGUGGCUGCUCCAAGGCCGCUCUCGCAAGAUAAACCUGAUAACACCGCUUUGUUCUUUCUUAAGUAGCAGUAUACACUUCCCCCACUCCUUAGAAAAUUAUGUAACAGGAAUCUCCUAAACUGAAUAAAAAAGAGGAGGAUGCAUAGAUGCACUUCAGAGUGAGUA